Anopheles funestus (African malaria mosquito) is the source of this 618-nucleotide messenger RNA. RefSeq names its product DNL-type zinc finger protein-like. Gene Ontology annotation, molecular function: zinc ion binding; protein-folding chaperone binding. Bases 104 to 538 code for a protein of 144 amino acids. Gene Ontology annotation, biological process: protein folding; protein stabilization; protein import into mitochondrial matrix. NCBI's taxonomy places the organism in Eukaryota, Metazoa, Arthropoda, Insecta, Diptera, Culicidae. The record is from RefSeq and is a predicted model, not a curated record. Gene Ontology annotation, cellular component: mitochondrion. The transcript is spliced from 2 exons.
GCGUGUCUUUUGACAGCAAAAUAAAAACAUGUUUUGUUGUGACAAAAUUCAGUACGGUGCGCGGUUUUCUGGACGAUAGAAUCGCAUUAUUCCUGUAGCUUAAAUGGCUCUAGCGAGGACUGCAUUCAGGUUCAUUUGUAGACGAUGCGUACUACAGGUGGCGAAGAGUUCCGUGCCUGCAAAAGCUAUCUCACAAAUCUCCAGCAUAGGAUGUAACUCUAUUUUUCGCUCAUCGUUCUGUACAACUGUUCCAGUAGCUGAUAGUGCACAACAUAAUCCGACAGAUGAAAUAGGCCGGAUACAGGCGCGCAAGAUGAGCCUUAUAUUUACAUGCAAGGUGUGUAACCACCGGAACAUGAAAAUGAUUUCCAAGCAAGCAUAUGAAAAAGGGGUCGUAAUAGUGACGUGUGAUGGUUGCAGCAACCACCAUCUGAUAGCGGACAAUCUAAACUGGUUUACCGACUUGAACGGAAAGCGAAACAUUGAAGAGAUACUGGCAGAGAAGGGAGAAAAAAUAACGAAAAUUUUCGAAAAGUAGCUAAUAUACGUCGAAAACAGCCACUUCAAUUAUGUUUAAAUUUACCAGUUUAGUAAAGUCUCUCUGACGUCAUAAAAUCA